CGCGCCCGAUCUUACCCGAUCAGUUUUUGGCAGACCAUCAUUUUACGGCACAACACAUCACCUGUUUUGUUUUUUUUAUACGUUUUUUCUUCGAUUUUUACAUUUAAACUACAUAUUCCGUGAUCCUUUGGGGUGUCACUUGACGCUUCCGAUAGUUUCACAUGACCAGAAUCAGCUUUAUUGCCUAGUUCGUACAUACCAACGAGGACCAGCAAAGCAACAAAUCGCUGGCGAAUGCAAAAUCCGACUGAACAUAGGCAGUAUAUAAGCUGUAGCUUUCAUACCCAAAGUAGCAUUUCUCCAGAAGACCUGUUGAAGGACACACACACAAAGGUUAUAUUGUUAUGUCAACCAUGGCUCACACUGCUGACGGAAAGGUGACAGGUCUGCUUGCGGCCACGUUCACUCCUUUCACUGCUCAGGGUGAAGUCAACUUAUCUGUGAUUGGACCUUAUGUUGACUACUUGACAGAAAAGCAAGGUAUAAAGGGCAUAUUUGUUAACGGCACCACAGGAGAGAGCAUGUCUCUAUCUGUUGCAGAGAGGAAGCUCCUGGCAGAGGAGUGGUGUCAGAGAGCAAAGGGAAGAAUGGAUAAUGUUAUUGUACAUGCUGGAUGUAUGAGCCUCAAAGACUCUCAGGAUCUGGCUCGUCACGCAGCAGAUAUUGGAGCUGAUGGGAUAGCAGUCAUUUCUCCCUCCUUCUUUAAGCCCAGAACUGCAGAAUCUUUGAGGAAAUUCCUGCAGGAAGUUGCUUCAGUUGCUCCAACUCUGCCCUUCUACUAUUAUCAAAUCCCAUCAUUAACCGGGGUGAAUGUGCCAGUUAGAGAUGUGAUAGAAGACAUCGAGAAGCUCAUUCCCUCCUUCAGAGGCGUGAAGUUUAGUGGGAGUGACCUGUUAGACUUUGGCCAGUGUGUCAGCUACAGCCAGCCUCGAUGGUCCAUCCUGUAUGGUGUGGAUGAGCAAUUGUUAGCAGGCCUGGCAAUGGGAGCUAAUGGAGCUGUUGGCAGCACAUAUAACUACAUUGGACGCUAUGUCAUCCAGCUGAUUUCAGCUUUCGAGACUGGAGAUCUGGUCAGAGCCAGAACCAUUCAGUUCAAAAUCCAAGAGCUUCUGGGUUAUGCUAUAAAACUUGGUUUUGAUAUCGGAGUGAACAAGCAGCUGAUGGCAAAGGUAUCAGGCUUGUUUCUGGGACCCCCUCGACUCCCGGUGAUGCCGUGCUCUCCUGCUCACGCCCAGCUGAUCGCACAGAAAUACCACAACAUUUUUGCCUGAAGGCUGACGUGUCUCAGCUUUUUCACUUAAACAGUGAGACUCCAUCUUGUACCCUAUCUCCUUGGAUGGUUCUCACAGCACAGUAACAAUGAGGCCAGUUACCAUAUUUUAUAAAUGUCAAUUAACCAGCUUUUUUGCAUCAGACCUGCACAUUUAUUUUUGGAGAAACUUGAAAGGUACAAAUAUUCUAGCCAAUUAGCUUUUCCUCUUUACCUCUCUGUUCUCUUCUACCCUUCAUAAUUUGAUCCAUUAAAAAAAAUCAACAUUUGAUUUAUGAAACCCACAGGUCUGGAAUACCCUCGUUGACUUGAACUCUCAUAGGGAGCACAAUGUAUGAGCAGAAAUUGAAUCAUAUGGUGUAAUGUAAAAGAAAAAAAACAUUAUUUGUCAUUGUUGUGUAAUGUAGAUUUAUGUUUAUAGAGCAUUAAAAGGGAAAUUAACAGAGUGAUCUGUAUUUUAACACUAUUCAAAAAUUGUUACUAAUAAAUAUUUUUUGUGAUUCUUG
Girardinichthys multiradiatus is the source of this 1776-nucleotide messenger RNA. RefSeq names its product N-acetylneuraminate pyruvate lyase (dihydrodipicolinate synthase) (gene npl). Gene Ontology annotation, molecular function: N-acetylneuraminate lyase activity; 4-hydroxy-tetrahydrodipicolinate synthase activity. Gene Ontology annotation, biological process: N-acetylneuraminate catabolic process. Lineage: Eukaryota; Metazoa; Chordata; Actinopteri; Cyprinodontiformes; Goodeidae. The coding region runs from base 345 to 1271 and encodes 308 amino acids. The transcript is spliced from 12 exons. The record is from RefSeq and is a predicted model, not a curated record.